GAACUAUCGAGCAAGUCUUAGUCGAGUCAUAGGGACGUCAUUUCAGAAAUGGCUAGUUUUCCGUUUGGGCAGGGGUAUCCAGGAAUGGCUAGACAACCCCCUGGAGGUAGUUACUAUCAAGGGCAGGCCCCACCUGGCGGCCCUUAUGGCAGUAGUCCAUUUGGUGGCUCCGCACCUCCUGGUGGCCAAUAUGGUGGACCAAGUUUCCAGAGUGGUGGUGGUUAUGGAGGAGGUCCCGCCUCUGGUGGGUCUUUUGGUACAUAUGUUUCUUCGGGUACAGGUGGAGCAGCUCCUGGAGGACCAUAUAGUGGAGCAGCUACUGGAGGACCACAAUUUGGAGGGCAGGUACCUGGUGGUCCAUAUGGUGGUUACGGACAAGGAGGACCUUAUGGUCAGCAAGUGCCUGCAGGUAACAUACCUCCAGGUGUGAGUCCAGAAGCAAUGCAGUGGUUUCAGACAGUGGACACAGACCACAGUGGAUACAUUACUCAGAAAGAGCUCAGACAGGCACUGGUUAACUCAAAUUGGUCUACUUUCAAUGAUGAGACAUGCUUAAUGAUGAUGAAUAUAUUUGACAGAAGCCACUCAGGAAGAAUUGAUUUGUUUGGCUUUUCUGAAUUGUGGAGAUCUUUACAGCAGUGGAAAGCCAUGUUCCAGCAGUUUGAUCGCGAUAGAUCAGGGAACAUAAGUGGUAGUGAACUUCACCAAGCACUUUCACAAAUGGGCUAUAAUCUCAGCCCACAGUUUACCCAGGCUUUAGUGUCUCGGUACAGCCAGAGAGGAAGUUCAAAUACCAUUCAAUUAGAUCGCUUCAUUCAAGUUUGUACCCAGAUACACAGCAUGACUGAUGCAUUCCGAGAGAAGGACCAGAGGAUGACCGGGACAGUGCGCAUGAGCUAUGAGGAUUUCCUUUCCAGUAGCAUUUCCCGGCUUAUUUGAACAUGGCUUUAAGGAUGCUGUAUUUGUUUUAAAAUUUAAACUGACUGUACUAUAGUAUAAUAUGUAUAAUUUUUUUUUUUAUGACAUCACUAUCUUAAAUCAUUUUUGUUAUAUCUAGAUUCUUACAGCAAAGAGCCACUUAAAGAAAGUACUGUUAUGUUCAUAAAUGUUUUCCAGUAUAAUAUAUUAUUUAGAAAGUGUUUUUUUUCUUGAACUUUGGUGCCAAACAGGUUUAAUGAAUUUUAGACUUCUUGCUAUAAAACAUGUUAUUGCUUACCUUAAAAAGGGAAUCCACAGCCUAGUUUUAUUAUUUGAUCUGAGAGAAAGGAAUUGCCUUUGUUAUUGCCAUGUGCUGUCAUCUCCCGAGUUUGAAUCACUAUAGCAACGGAUUCUCCCUUUUAGUGUGAUGAUGAGACUUGGAUCUCAAGCAAGCUUUUGAAGACGUCAAAUACGGAACAGCAUGAUGUGCUUCUGGUAUAGUACAGGCUGCUUUCUGCUGUAUAUCCAUUGAAGUAAUGUUUUUUUUGCAUUUAGCUUUUUUUUUUUUUUUUUUAAACUGUACUCCAAGCAUAGUGUCAGACUUAAAAUAUUAAUAAUACUGAAUUUUUUAGAUGUUUUGAUGAGCUUCCAAAUCAGGCUGUAUUAAUUAUAAGUAGGUUGUGCAAGCUAGCAGGUUUGACUUUAUGUAUUUGUUCAACACUAUUAACUGCCAUAUUUCCUACCUAAAUAAAUGAUUGGAUCAAAAUAAAAUUGUUAGAAAUUUAAAAUAUAAAAAAAUUAACAAUGAUACCUUUGUUAGCAAAAUAGAUGUUUGUGGUGAGAGAAAGUACAGCAUAUCAGGUCUGGCAGCCUCACAGAUUAUAAAGGCCCAAGUCUGGCUGUUGCACCGCCUAUUAGUUGCUAACAGCCAGAGGACAUGUGAGUUUAUAUGCAACAUGAACAUGCUGGAACAAAGUUAUUUUACUUCUGUAACUACUUGUUGCUUACAUGCAACCUAGAAAGACAAGGACACUAAAAUAGAGAAUAAAGUAGGGCCCAGACCAAAACAGUUCUUCUUGCUUUCAGGUUCUGCUCUAAACUGGCCAGGCACUGUUACAUAUAAAUGUCAAUGGAAGGACUCUAGUACAUUUAGCUUUUUUAAUUAUUCAGAGACAGAAAGUUGCAUUGCGACAACACCACAGGGAUGAGUGUGAGUGUGUUUUAACAAUACAGCAAUAAAGAGGGUGAGUGAACUGACAAUGUUCCUAACCUUUCUAUGACUGUACAUUUAGUGACAGAAAAGGAAAAAAUAAAGCAACCCUACAUGGAAGCCCUCUUCUGGGUGACAUACGGUUGACAGAAGUAGAUAGAUAGAUAGAUAGAUAGAUACUUUAUUAAUCCCAAUGGGAAAUUCACAGUCUUCAGCAGCAGCAUACUGAUACAAUAACUAAUAUUAAAUUAAAGAAUGAUAAUAAUACAGGUGAAAAAACAGACAAUAACUAUGUAUAGACCACAACCGUCCAGAUCAUUUUGAGACAAAACAGGAUUUUUUUUUUGUUGUUAUAAGUGCACAAACUAACCCUGUGCAGCUGCCUGUGUCUGAUUCAAUGGAGUCAUUUUACUCUGCCAACAAUUGCCCACACUGUUCAGAUAUGCUCAGUGUUUUCUUCCUGUUUUUCUGUUUUCUUCUUUCUGUUGGGACUUCUUGUUCCAGAGAUGUUCUCAUGACCUGUCCAAAGGCUUCUUGUUGUUAAUUUCUAAUUCAUUUUCAACAGAAUUCCUUGUGUGGCUUUUGGUUUUGGUACUUGUAUCCCUUCUUGGCAGUUCCCAUAAUGACUAUUCUUUGAAUGGGCCACAUUCCUGUGCAGUCUUACAGAUGUCCAUGAUCUUUCAAAUCAUCAUGGCUCAUGUUCACAUAAUGUGGCUAAAUAUAUAGUUGCAUAACAUUUAAGUAUUCACAGUCCUGUUUCGUGGUAUAAUAUUAGAUUAAACAAUCAACAGUAGUGUAUUGUCUAAUCAUAUUGCAGUUUUACAUGGAAAUGUAACAUUGCAAAACAAUUCAUUAUCAAUAUGAAUAAUAAUUCGGUGUGUUUUUAAUACAAUAAAAGUAAUGUCUGGAUUGUUUAACCUAGUCUGUGUAAUUAUCUUAGGGAGCAAUGGGUUGUAUUGUUUAGCAAUGCAGUUAGGUAUCUUUUGAAAGGAAUAUUGAAAUGGCUUCUGUUUAUAAUUCCUAUCGGCUAGGUUCUUGAAAAAUGGUACCAGUUGUUAUAUACUGCGGCAGUCUAAUCACUAUGUUGACGCAAUGUUAUUAUUACUCGCUUCCAACAGGACACGGAGAUCACUAAAGUAACCUUUGCUUCUGCAAAGACAUGAUUAAAGAAAAAAAAAAAACAUAAAACCAAAGACCUUUGCAGUUCAUUUUCACCUUAAAAUACGCUAUUUGAAACUGAGACACUGCAAACUAGGAAUGCAGUUUCAAAACCAAUUUAAUGUGAAAAUGUAAAUGUCAAAUUAAGCAGAUACUUGUGAAUUAAAUAAGAAAGAGCUGUGGCAAAUAUAAUAAUUGACUCUGAUUCUUAGAGCAUUUCUGUGUUAUUUUUCAAAAGUAAGGUUUGGUUAUGUCAUGCCACGUGCCAAGAAUAUAUUUUAACUUUGCAAAAAAAAAAUACUCUAAUAAAAGCAAUUAUCUCUGGUGUGACACUUGCAUUUAGUGUGGAAACUAUUGAAACCUAAUCCAUUGGAAAUAGUUUGUUAAAUUGAUGCAUCCUUAUAUUAUACCGAUUUCUGCAUUUAUUCAUAAACAUGUAUAAUUUUUUAUAACAAUAAAACAUAACUUUAUAUAAAAAA
Messenger RNA from Erpetoichthys calabaricus (reedfish), 3765 nucleotides. It is a transcript of the gene pef1, whose product is annotated as penta-EF-hand domain containing 1. Gene Ontology annotation, molecular function: calcium ion binding. The record is from RefSeq and is a predicted model, not a curated record. Gene Ontology annotation, biological process: COPII vesicle coat assembly. NCBI's taxonomy places the organism in Eukaryota, Metazoa, Chordata, Cladistia, Polypteriformes, Polypteridae. Bases 49 to 939 code for a protein of 296 amino acids. The transcript has 5 exons.